Castor canadensis (American beaver) is the source of this 4800-nucleotide messenger RNA. RefSeq names its product SH2B adaptor protein 1 (gene Sh2b1). The record is from RefSeq and is a predicted model, not a curated record. Gene Ontology annotation, molecular function: transmembrane receptor protein tyrosine kinase adaptor activity. Lineage: Eukaryota; Metazoa; Chordata; Mammalia; Rodentia; Castoridae. Gene Ontology annotation, cellular component: plasma membrane. Gene Ontology annotation, biological process: intracellular signal transduction.
GGCACUCGGCUCCGAGAGUGCGGCAGACAGGGCUGGUCCCUGGGAGGCUGCAGCCCCGGGAAGGGGCUUGUCGGGGGGGGGAUGACCAGCGAGUAGGGUCGGGUCGGAGUGAACUGACCACCGGGCCUGGAGGGUCCGAGCCGGGAGCGGAACCUGCACCCUCCACCACCCGCCCUUCGGGAAAUGUCAGAACUGAGCCAAGAGGCAGGUGCACCGGGAAAUUGUGUCUUGAGUCUUGCUUAGCGGAAGAGAAACUGAGUCACCGGCUCAGGAGACGCGGGGUCAGCGGGUUUGAAGGGGGCUGGUUCUGCCAAUGGCGCAGAGGGUUGGGUGGGCCUGUGCGGGCCGAGGUGGCCUCUGGCUGGGGAUGUCUUUGCUGUGUCUGCACCUCUUGGCUCGGUUCCCCUGUGCUCCAUGACUCCCGCAUCUCCUGGCUGCUUCUCGUUGAUUUGGAGUUGUCCCUAUGGUUGGGCCCAUCUGAGUUCCUAGUGUCCAGGCCAAGGAGAAAGGGAGGGAUGUGUGGACUUACAGCUUGUCUGUGACGUCCCUGAUGGUUUGGGGAGAUCCUUGAGCUGCCCUGGGGCUGUCACCUUCCAUCUUAACCAAAGAGCCAGUGGUUGUAAAUUCCACACCCAGCUCUGCCAAUUUCUAGUUGUGACACUUGGGAAGCCUCUUCCUCUCUCUCAUUUCUCUUUUAGAAAGUUGGAACUAUAACCCUGCUCUUCCGCAUAAAGAUGGUAAUAAUGCAGACAUUUCUUGUGUGCUUUGUGUCAAGCACUGACAUGUUCCAUUCCAUUCCAUUCUCCCAACAGCUGUAGAGGUUAGGGAUCAUUAGCUCUGUUUCACAGACAGUAAAGCUGGGAUUCAGAGACGAUGUAUAAUUUAUUCAAGAUCACACACAGCUAACAGGUGGCUGAGCUGGGGUUUCAGCCCAAGCCUGACUCCAGAACCCCUUCCCUUAAGCACCAGGUUAACCAGCCUUUAGGGUAUAUUUCCCAGGGAGAGAAAAGCAGGGAGAAUGUUCCUAGGGCUCCAGCUCCCUGUGAUGUCUUAUUCACAUCGUGGCCACAAAGACUUGUCUUGACCCACUCUGCUGUUUCUUCUGUUUCUCUGCUGCUGCUUGCUGGGUCACAGACUAAAGGGGGCUUCCAGGAAGUGGACCGUAGCCAGGCCAGGUCUCCUUCACUCAGUACUUGGGUGCUGGGCUCUGGGGUCAGCUUCUGAGACAAGGGCUGCUUCAGUCCAUCCAUCCAUCACCCUGAAUGAGCAAAUCCGUCCUCAGAGCUGGACCUAGGAUGCAUGAGGCAGGGCCUCACUAGCACCCUGCAACCUGGGGCAGUAAGGAGUUGGGGCUGAGUCUGCCCAGACCAGUCCUGGCCAGUGCAUUGGGAAGCACAGUAGACUGGAAAUUGUGAAACUUGUUUGAGCUUUGGUUUCUUCAUCUGUUGGAGAUUAUUAAGUCCUCACAGGGGAAGGUAAGAUGACCCUGCGGCAGCAUCUCAAAAGGCACAUGGGAAGUGUGUGAUAGGUGUGGAGGAUUCGUCUUAGAGAGGGUAAUGUGAUCUGGAAAAGUCCUUUGUGGAGGAAGGUGCUCCACAACCCCCUCGCUCCUGAAUCCCGGGUCCCAGGUCAGGGAGAGUGAUCACAAAGGCAGCAAGAGAGAUGCAGGCUAGACACUAGGGAGCACAUCCCUGAAGUGUGUGGGGUAUGCAGAUCUGAGAGAGGGAGAGGCAGUUUGGUUUUUCUCCCCCAUUGCCCUCUGAGGAGUCUGUACCACAAUAAGGAGUUCCUGGCUUGGGGUGGGAUGUCCCCUGUCCCACCUCUGCGGUGACUCCAUGUAUGUGCCUCUCUCUUCUUCCUGCAGCUGCUGCCGCUCACCCCGUGUCUUCUGGCCGCUUCCCUCUUUGCUGCCCUUCCCCUCAGGCUCUCCCUCUCCUCCUCCUGGGGCCCAUCAUGAAUGGUGCCCCUUCCCCAGAGGAUGGGGCCUCCCCCUCCCCACCCCCUCUACCACCACCCCCUCCCCCAAGUUGGCGGGAGUUCUGUGAGUCCCAUGCACGGGCUGCUGCCCUGGAUUUUGCCCGCCGUUUCCGCCUCUACCUGGCCUCCCACCCGCAGUAUGCAGGGCCCGGUGCAGAGGCCGCCUUCUCCCGCCGUUUCGCUGAGCUCUUCCUGCAGCACUUUGAAGCAGAGGUGGCCCGGGCCUCGGGUUCCCUCUCACCUCCCGUCCUGGCCCCCCUGAACCCUGGCAUGGAGAGUCCGCCUCAGGACCUGUCCCUUGAGAGCUGUAGGGUGGGUGGGCCCCUGGCUGUGCUGGGCCCUUCUCGAUCAUCUGAGGACCUGGCCGGCCCCCUCCCUUCCUCGGUCUCUUCCUCUUCUACAACCUCCUCGAAGCCGAAGCUCAAGAAACGCUUCUCCCUCCGUUCAGUGGGUCGCUCCGUCCGAGGCUCAGUCCGUGGCAUCCUGCAGUGGCGGGGAACUGUUGACCCUCCCUCCCCAGCCGGGCCCCUGGAAACCUCUUCGGGUCCCCCAGUACUGGGUGGAAACAGCAAUUCCAACUCCUCUGGUGGGACUGGGAGCAUUGGUAGGGGACUGGUUAGUGAUGGCGCGUCCCCCGGGGAGAGAUGGACUCACCGUUUUGAGAGGUUGAGACUCAGUCGGGGAGGGGGAGCCUUGAAGGAUGGAGCAGGGAUGGUGCAGAGGGAAGAGCUGUUGAGUUUCAUGGGGGCUGAAGAGGCGGCCCCUGACCCGGCUGGAGUGGGCCGAGGAGGAGGAGGGGCAGCUGGGCCUACCUCAGGGGGUGGAGCGCAACCUCAGUGGCAGAAGUGUCGCUUACUGCUUCGGAGUGAAGGAGAAGGAGGAGGAGGAAGUCGCCUGGAGUUCUUUGUACCACCCAAGGCUUCAAGGCCCCGACUCAGCAUUCCCUGCUCCACUAUCACCGAUGUCCGGACAACCACAGCCCUGGAAAUGCCUGACCGGGAAAACACAUUUGUGGUGAAGGUGGAAGGCCCCUCAGAGUACAUCUUAGAGACUGCUGAUGCUCUCCAUGUGAAGGCCUGGGUGUCUGACAUCCAAGAAUGCUUGAGCCCAGGACCUUGCCCUGCUACCAGUCCUCGCCCCAUGACCCUCCCUCUGGCCCCUGGAACCUCCUUCCUCACAAGAGAGAACACAGACAGCCUGGAGCUAACUUGCCUGAAUCACUCAGAGAGUCUGCCCAGCCAGGACCUGCUUCUGGGACCCAGCGAGAGCAAUGACCGCCUGUCUCAGGGGGCUUACGGGGGCCUCUCCGACCGGCCCUCAGCAUCCAUCUCCCCCAGUUCUGCCUCCAUUGCUGCCUCCCAUUUUGACUCAAUGGAACUGCUUCCCCCAGAGUUGCCCCCCCGCAUCCCUAUUGAGGAGGGCCCUCCAGCAGGGAUAGCUCAUCCCCUUUCAGCCCCCUACCCUCCCUUGGACACUCCGGAAACAGCUACAGGGUCAUUCCUGUUCCAGGGGGAGUCAGAGGGAGGUGAGGGGGACCAGCCCCUGUCAGGAUACCCUUGGUUCCACGGGAUGCUCUCUCGACUCAAGGCUGCCCAGUUAGUGUUGGAAGGAGGUGCCAGCUCCCAUGGUGUCUUCCUGGUACGUCAGAGCGAGACAAGGCGGGGCGAGUAUGUCCUCACUUUCAACUUCCAGGGCAAGGCCAAGCACCUGCGGUUGUCACUGAAUGAGGAGGGCCAGUGCCGGGUCCAGCACUUGUGGUUCCAGUCCAUUUUUGAUAUGCUCGAGCACUUCCGGGUACACCCCAUCCCUCUGGAGUCUGGAGGCUCCAGCGAUGUGGUCCUUGUCAGCUACGUGCCCUCCCAACGGCAGCAGGGUGAGCAGAGCAGGUCUGCCGGGGAGGAGGCGCCCGCGCACCCAGCAAGUGAGGCCCGGAGCAGGCCGGGAGCCAUGCAGGGGUGUGCGAGGGAGAUCGAUGCUACCCCGAGGCCUCCUCCACCCUCAUGCCCUUCGGAGCGAGUGACUGUGUAACCGAACACCUCCCAUGACCCACCCCAGCCCCCUGAACCCCCUCCAUGGACAGAUCCCCCACAUCCUGGGGCAGAAGAGGCGGCGGGGGCGCCAGAAGUGGCGGCAGCAGCCUCCGCAGCAGCCAAAGAGAGGCAAGAGAAAGAGAAAGCGGGCAGUGGAGGGGGCCAGGAAGAGCUGGUCCCCGUGGUUGAGCUGGUCCCCGUGGUGGAAUUCGAAGAGGCCAUAGCACCAGGCACAGAGGCCCAGGGUGGUGCUGCCUCUGGUGGGGCCUCAGUGGUGACCAUGAUGGUGCAGUUCCAGCAGUUACCACUAGGGGGCAAUGGAGAAGGGUGCCAUCCCAGAGCCAUUAAUAACCAGUACUCCUUUGUGUGAGCCCCCACCCCCUGUUCUCCUUCCUGGCCACUCUCCACUCUCCUUGCUCCCUAGUGUCAGACCCAGGAGACCAGGCUGGGUAGGGACAUAAAGGAGAGUGGGACUCCCCUCCCCACAUGCUUCCUGAUCCUGUCAGCCAAGGGUGUGUGUUGGUACAAGCAAUGGUUUGAGAGCCCCUGUUAACCCCCAAUUUGUACACUACAGGUGCCCCUUCCCUGAAGCUGGGGACUUGGGUUCCAUUACCUCCCUGAGGGGCUCUUAUGGUCAGCCCCACCCCUGGGGGCCAUUUCCCCACUAAUCACCCCUCACCCCAAGCAAGGGUGAGGGAGAAGGGCUGUCAGUUAUAAUAAGGUGGUUGUUGUUGUUGUUUUAAACAAAAUGGAGAAGAAUAAAUAAAAUAAAAGGGUUUAUCUCAGUUCUAUC